AUUAAUUAAAAUUUAAUCAUGACUACUCCGUUCUAGAAUCUGUCAGCGCAUGAACGCGGCCAUUACGUUACAUGCAUACUGCAAAAUAACCAGAUGUUUUAAGUCCUCUCAGAGGCGUUUCUUAAAAACCUAAUUUUAGACUUCAAUUCUUUUCGAGGUCCGACAUUACCAAGGGAAAUCCAUAACUUUUCAGUUGGCCAAAAGAAACCCCAAAUUUGAUGCACAGAAAUCCUUGAUUUGAGCCUGAAUCUGCCGUAAGCUUUUGCGCUUGAAUCGAAGUACGCCUUCAAGAUCUGUUCGUCAGCUCCUUUAUUUCGAGCCUUUUCAGUUGGCGAAAAGAAACCCUGAAUUUGAUGCACGGAAAGCCUUAAUUGGAACCUGAAUGUGCUGUAAGCUUUAGAGCUUAAAUCCAAGUACGCUUUCAAGAUCUGUUCAUCAGCUCCUUUAUUUUGAGCCUUUUGUAGAAUAUUGUGAAUGCUUUGGACCGAAAAGGGUUUGAAUUGGUGUGCUUUGUGGUCCAAGACUGAGGGAUCCGGUGGCAAUACGGUCAUUGCAGAGCAGGGGCAGCAUGCACAGGGCACCUAAAUGGAAGGCAGAGAAGAACAGAGUGAAGGCUGUGUUCCGUUUGCAAUUGCAAGCUACACAGGUGCCACAACCAGGAUGGGAGAAGUUGUUUGUAUCCUUUAUUCCUGCCGAGACUGGAAAGGCUUCAGCUAAGACAACAAAAGUUUCUGUCCGCAAUGGAAGUUGCAAAUGGUCUGAUCCUAUAUAUGAGACAACAAGACUUUUGCAGGACAUGAAGACCAGAAAAUUUGAUGAAAAGUUAUACAAGCUUGCAGUCUCAACGGGGUCCUCUCGUUAUGGCUAUCUUGGGGAAGCUGACAUCAACCUUGCAGAUUAUGCAGAAUCUGUAAACCCAUCAACUGUCUCUCUGCCACUCCAAAGCUGCAAUUUUGGUACCAUUUUACAUGUUACGAUCCAGUUACUCACUGCAAAAACAGGCUUUAGAGAGUUUGAGCAGCAAAGGGAGCUUACAGAAAGAGGUUUACGUAUUGGGGAUGAUGAACAUGAUGGGAGUGCAUUAGCUUCCGAAGAGAAAAUAGAUGGCCUUGGCAUUAAGGAAAAGCCUCGAGCCAGUUCAGCUGUUCGGCUUCGUCCAGGUAGUCAAGAAGUUUCAUCAAUAAAACUCAGUAGCAAAACCAAUAGAAACUACAGAGGACAUGUUGCUGGUGCUACUAUAUCACUUUCUACUGCAGAAAACAACUAUAGUUCAAAGCAACAGGAAAAUGAUGUUUCUGAGGUUGGUGGUAUAACAAAUGGAAUAAAUCAAGAUGCAGAAGGCUUUCCUUCAUCUCUUAGCCAAAUUUCCAAGCCUCCCCUAAAAUCAAGUAUCAGUAAUGGUCAGGUACAAAUGCAUAUGAAACAAAUAGAAAGGUCAAGUGGUGAAUGGACACAUGGUUGGAGUUCAGACUAUUCUACAGAAAAUGAUGUGGCAAAUGUUUAUGAAGAAAAUGAGAGGCUUAAAGUAAAUCUACAAAUUGCUGAAUCUUCAAUAAUGCAGCUCAAGACAGAAAUCGCCUCAUUAGAAAAGCAAGCAGAAGGACAAGCAGCAGAAAUAAAUACACUAAUGCAGCAACUUACAACAGAGAUUAAGCAGGAACGGGACGCAAUUAAAAAUUCAAAUGUCAGAUCAGAGAGUGGAAGUAUUAAAUCCGACUAUGAGCAGCUACAGGUUCCAGGACAUGGCAAGGAAGAACAUAAGCAUGUGGGUAAUGGAUGGCUUGACAUGGGUGAUAGCAAGUAUACUUUGGAAGACCUCAAAAAAGAGCUGGAUUCUGAGAAACAAGUCAACAUGAACCUCAAAAUGCAGCUGGAGAAGACACAAGAGGCACACUCUAAGUUAUUACUUGGAUUUCAGGGGGAUUUUUCAGAGAGCAAGACUAAGGAGAUUGAACAGAUACCAAAUAGAAAACCUCAGGCUAUGGUGAUAGAAGAUAAAAAUCAGGGACUUAAGGGCACCGAGAUCGACUGGCUACAAAAGCUCACUUCUUCAGAGCACAAAGUCAGAGAAAUCAAAGAGAAAAUAAUUUUGAAAGAUGACGGAAGGAUCUUGGAAUUCCUUGGAGAUGAUCUUGAGGUUUUGGAGAGGCUAUUCCAAGAGUUCCGGCAGGAAAACAUAAGUAUGAUUAGUAAGUUGAAUGGUAAAAUGAUUGCAAGUGAUAGAAAAAUAGCUGAAGUUGAUCCUGACAAGAGGAGCUUCCCUGGAGAGUUCUUCCUGCCAUGUAACAUCCUAACUAAUUUUGAAAUCAAUGGCUGUGGGAAUGGAAAUUCAUGUCUUUAUUUGGAUGAUCGUGAAACACCAAACAGUUAUCAGCUUUGCAAGCAGAAAAACACAUCACAUGAUAUACAUUUUGAAACACAUCAAUUUUCAGGGAACACAGAAAAAAUAAAUGGUUUUGACAAGUCAGGAUUAGAAUUUCAACUUUCAGAAGCUAAGCAACAGAUAGAGGCUCUUUCUGCAUCAAACUACCAGCUAGAAACUAGAAUUCAAUCUCUAGUGGAGGACAGACAUGACUUGCAAAAUCGGCUAAAUACAGUUCUAGCAAGGGAACAAAAUGGAGAUUUUAUGGAAGAAUCUCUAAUUAUCACAGGAGAAGACUAUGAGCCACAAACCAAGAGAAGCCAACACAUAGGCAAUGACCAAGAUGAGAUUUACAGCAAAAUGUUUCUUUUGGGGAAGAAAAAGAGUCAACUUAUUCAAAAUAGUUCUCAGUUUGGUGCAGAGAAACAUGGUAUGGAAAAUGACAAAGCUCUGAUGGCCACAACAAAGCUAUCAGAGGUAGUCAGAAAAGGUGAAACUGACAGUGAUAGCACUCUUGAAAUGCAGAAAAGGAUUUAUGAACUUUCUGCAGAAGCAGAGGACUAUAAAAAGGCACGAGACUCUCUAGCAUAUGAAAUAGAGCAAUUAGAAUACAAAUAUGAGGCUCUGAUAUGUGAACUUGAGGAACGAGUGUCAUAUUUAGGGAACUCAGAGAAGCAGCUGCAAGAACACUUAGAAAAUCUGAGAGAUGAGCACAGAGCUUCUUUAUAUAGUAUUAGCACCCUUGAAAGUCAGCUGGAAAAGUUAAAGCAAGAGCUUGAUCAACAAGCAGCAAGCUAUUCAGCCGACAGGGAUAAAAUGGCCUUGUCUAAAUCUGAGCUGGAGCAAAGGGCCAACAGAGCAGAAAUGGCACUAAAAAAGACUCGAUUGCAUAAUGCUAACACUGUUGGACAACUUCAGAAAGAGCUUGAGCAUCUUUCUUUACAGAUUUCUUGUACAUUUGAUGCCAAUGAAAAGCUGGCAACACAAGCAUUUGCAGAGGCAUCUCAACUAUGUGUACAAAAGGAUGAACUGGAAGAUCAAUUAACAAUAAUGCAAGAAACACUUGAAAAGGCUAAUAAAGAGAUUGCAGAAACCAGACAACAGGGUGAAUCCCAGGUGCAAAAACUUACAACUCAGCUGAAUCUCUCAAAGAAAAGCGAAGAAGAGUUGCUUCUAAAGCUUCAAAACAUGGCUAAUGAGCUAGAAAAUCAGAUAGAAAGUGAAGGAGACUAUAUUAAAAGAGAUGAGGAGCUUUCUGCCCGAAUUUCGAUGUUGGAGAGAGAGGUGCAAACUCUAUCAAAUGAAAAGAUCAAUCUUAUUCAAAAGGCUGAAGAAUGUAACAUUGUAAAAGCUGAACUCCAGAGUACUAAAAUAAGUUUAAAUGGUUGUAAAGCAGAGAGGACAGGUAUAGAAGCUUUGUUGCAGAGGGUUAAUGAGGAAAAAAUAAAAUUUGAGAAGGAACUUUGUUCUUUGAAUGAAAUGCUGAGAAAUUCAGAUACAGAAUUCGAUGAACUGAAAUGUUGCAAAGAUGAACGACAUGAAGAAGUUGCAUCGCUUCAUUUGGCAUUGGAAAAUAUAGUUGCUGAUAAGUCAUCUUAUAUUGAGCAAAAAAACAAAUUGUUGGAACUUCAAAGCCAACACAGUGAGCUUAAGCAGAGGUUGUCUGAGCAAGAGUUGAAGACAGCAGAGAUGAAACAUUUGUUUCAUUCACAGAAAGAACUUCAACAGAAGGCAGAGGCAGAGGUAUCUCAACUGUGCGCUCAGAAGAAUGAUCUAGAAGAAUAUUCAUCAGGCUUGCAAUCAUCACUCCAAAAUGCCAAAGACGAGAUUGCAUUUAUUACAGGACAGUACGAAGGCAAGGUCCAAGAACUUAUGACUCAAUUAGAUCUUUCAAAUAAACAACGAGAGGAAAUGAUUGCAAGGCUGCAAAAUGCAUGGAAUGAUAAAGAGAAGUGCAUGAAUAAUGAAACAAAUCACAUUAAAAGAAAUCAGGAGCUGGCCAGUAAAAUUUCAAUGUUGGAGAUAGAGUUACAGUCAGUCUUAAAGGAUAAGAGUAGUCUUACCCAAAGGGUUAAGGAAUGUGAUGGUAUGAGGUCUGAUUUUGAAAAAAAUAAACAGAAUUUGGACAGUACUAAAGUCCAAAAUGCAGAGCUAAAAUCAGCUUUGCAAAAGGUUAAGCAUGAAAGCAGAGAGCUUGAAAAUGAACUUAUCUCGUUAAAAGCAGCACUGGAAAGUGCAGAUAGAGAACUAGACGAGUUGAAAUGCUCCAAGAAUGAACUAGAGAUAACAGCAGCGUUCCUGAAGUCCAAGUUGGAUAAUCAAUAUACUGAAUUAGCAUUGAGUAAUGAGCAUAGAGAUGAGUUAAUCGAGCUCCAUAAGCAGUAUGGUGAACUAAAACAUAGGUUUUCAGAAAAAGAAGAGGAAGCAGAAGAAUUAAGGAAACGUUUAGCUCAUUCUGUAGAGCAUUCACAGAAGGCAGAUGUGGAAGUUUCUCAGAUUUGUGCAAGAAAUAGUGACUUGGAGAAACAGUUGUCAAUCAUCCAAGAAUCACUACAAAUAGCAAGUGCAGAAAAUGAAUCAUUGAGAUUGCAGGUUGAAGCCAAGAUGCAAGAGCUAGAUUUGCUGACAAAAGAAAGGGAAGAUUUGUUAUCAAAGCUAGAAAAUGCAAUGGCUGAUCUUGAAUUGCAGAAAAAAAGUGAAGAAAAUUCCUUGAGAGCAAAUAAGGAACUUUCCAUCAAAAUUUCGUUAUUGGAAACAGAGGUGCAAACAGCUUUGAAUGGAAAGAUGGAAGUUCUUCACAAGGUCGAGGAUUAUGAAGCUAUCAUAGCUGAACUAGAAAGUAAUAAAAGUAGUCUCAAUAUUUGUAAUACAGAGAGAGCAGCGCUAGAGGAUUCUUUGGACAGGGCUACUGAGGAGAAAGGAAAACUUGAUAAGGAACUUGGCUUAUUGAAGGAAUUGUUAAGGGAUUCAGAUUCAGAAUUAUUCGAGCUGAAACAACACAGAGCUGAACUAGAGACAGAAGUCAAGUUUCUGCAGUCCAAGGAGAAUGAGCAAAAUGAUGAAUUGAUGCAGCUUCAUAGUGAAAAUAAUGAACUUAAACUUAGGUUUUCAGAACAAGAAUUGAAAAUGGAAGACCUGAGGAAAUACCUAGCUCACUUUAAAGACCUUUCGGAGAAGGCAGAUCUGGAAGCUUCUCAGCUUCAUGCAAGAAAUGUUGACUUGGAAAAGCUGUUGUCAGUUGUCCAACAAUCACUGCAAAUGGCAAAUGCAGAUAAUGAAUCAAUGCAAAAGCAGUUGGCAGCCAAGGUGCAAGAACUAGAUCUGUCAACAAUACAGAGGCAAGAGUUUUUAUUAAAGCUGCAAAAUGCAAUGUCUGAUCUUGAGGUUCGGACAAAAAGUGAAGCAACUUACUUGAGAGAAAAUAAGGAGUUAUCUGUCAAGAUAUCAUUAUUGGAAACAGAGUUGGAAACUGCUGUGAAUGAAAAGAUGAAAAUUAUUCAUAAUUGUGAGGAACUUAAAGUGUGCAAAGCUGAAUUAGAAGAUUCUUUGGACAGCACUAAUGAGGAAAAAGAGCAACUUGAUAAGGAGCUUGGUUUGCUAAAAGAAAUGUUAAGGAAUUUAAAUUCAGAGCUAGAUGAGCUCAAUUGCCACAGAGAUGAACUAGAGAUAACGGUCACCGUUCUGGAGUCCAAGAUGGAUGAGCAAAAUGAUGAAUUGAUACAGCUUCAUAAUGAAUGCAUUGAACUUAAGGGCAGGCUCUCAGAGAAAGAAGUAAUGGCAGAAGAAUUGAGAAGACACUCAAUCCAAUUGAAAGAGCUUCAACAGAAGGCAGAAGCCGAAGUCUCUCAACUCCAUGUGCGGAAGAAAGAAAUGGAAGAACAUUCAAUAAUGGUGCAAGAAUCGCUUCGAAUUGCAUUCAUCCGAGAGCAAUUUGAAGCCAAAGAGCAAGAACUGAUGAAUCAAUUAGAAAUGUCAAAAAGACAUGGUGAGGACUUAAUGUCAAAGCUGCAAGAUAGGAUGAAGGAGCUUGAGAUCCAGAAAAGCAAUGAAAUACAGUACAGGGAAAAAACUGAAGAGCUGUCCAUUAGACUUGUGUCGCUGGAGACAGAAUUGCGAUCUGUUUUGAAACAAAAUAAUGUCCUUGUUCAGAAGAUUAAGGAAAGUAAUGAAGUGAAGGCGGAAGUUGAAAUUACUAAAACAAGUUUGGAGAAAUGUGUAGCAGAGAAAGCACGGUUAGAACAUCAGUUGCAUAUAUCUGAUGUGGAGAAAGAACAACUUGAUAAAGAGCUUUGCUCUUUAAAGGAAAUGCUUAGAUAUUCAGAUGUGGAAUUGGAUGAGUUGAAAUGUUGCAAGGAUGAACUAGAGAUGAAGGUCGCUUCUUUCCAGUCCAAAUUGGAUGACCAAGAUGCCCAAUUAUCACUCCAAGCAGAUGAAAAGAAUGAACUAAUUCAGCUUCAAAAGUUUGAAAAUGAACUUAAGAAUAGAUUGUUGGAGAAAGAGUCAAAGAUAGAAGACAUGGAGAAACAUAUAUUCAAAUUAGAGAGAGAGCUUCAGCAAAAGGUGAAUGCACUCGUUGAAAUUGAGAGGAAGUUGAAGGGCCAAGCUGAUAACACAAAAUCUACAGCAGAUGAUACUACAGGUGAGGUGAAAUCAUUGGCUGUUGUGCUUGGAGAGCCCUGGCAAGAAUUUAGUGUAAAUGAAAAGAAAUUACAAAAUAAUAUUGAUAAAGUGGACCUGAUUGAUGAACAUCUAAAUGAGUCAGCUUUGAAUUCCAGUUUGGAUCGGAUUAACAAAGAGCUGGAGAAAAUGAAACGUGACAAUUUAGCUCCAUUUCAGCAAGAAAAUGAGCUUCUAUGUGAGCUUGAUCGACAAGAACCAUUGCAGAAAGAAAUGGAGCUGUUGCAGAUGGUGAAUAAACAGCUUGAGAAUAUGUUUCCUAGUUUUAAAGAGCCUGCAAGGGGUGGAAAUGUUAUAGACAGAGUCCUUGCUUUGGAGAGAGAGUUGGCAGAUGCAUUGAAGGCAAAUGAUGCAAAGAAAAGACAGUUCCAAAGCUCUUUUGUAAAGCAACAAGCAGAUCAAGCAGCUAUGCUCCAAAGCUUCAGAGACAUAAAUGAAUUGAUCAAUGACAUGCUGGAAGUGAAGAGAAAAAAUUCAGUGCUUGAAGAUGAACUGAAGGAGCUACAAAAUCGAUAUUCUCAAGUAAGCCUCCAGUUUGCAGAAGUGGAGGGAGAAAGACAACAACUGGUCAUGACCGUCAAGAAUUUGCGGGGAGGAAAGAAGUCUUAGGUUUGUGGCUCUACUUUUCCCAAGAUUGUUGUCAGGGAUGAGAGAGAAAACAUUCCCUCGUCUCAAGAGAUGUUUCAAUGAUCUGCUUGAUCUUUGCUGAUUGUAUUAUAUUCAUUCUUAGAUGUUAUAAAAAAGCAAGGGAGUAGAGGAGGGGGUUGGAAGAGCUUUUCUGUCACGCUAUUUCAUGUUAUGAGCAAGCAGAAUUUUUCCAGAUCUUUUAAUUUGCAGAUCAAAGUAUGUCAAUGUAGAUAUGGAUUUUGUUAGUUGUGAUAGCAUUCUUUCAUUUGUACUGAAGAAAUAUUUUCAAAUAUGCAUAAACGGAUUCAUCGUUCCCGUAUAAACCGGGAACUACAGAUAUAGUAAUCCAGCUCUGGAAAAAGUUUGAUUCAGAGCUGUCAGUGCCUACUGGAUCUAUUGAUUCUGGCAUUGUAUGUAAUCUUGUAGCCUUUAAAACUUACAAUCAUGAACACGAUAAUUUUGUGAAUAUCAUCAUAUUGGAGGCACACCUCAGAAUUUCAAUACCAUAGGCUUCGGCACUCCAAUUUCUUGUGA
Messenger RNA from Cryptomeria japonica (Japanese cedar), 8200 nucleotides. RefSeq lists its product as uncharacterized. Lineage: Eukaryota; Viridiplantae; Streptophyta; Pinopsida; Cupressales; Cupressaceae. The record is from RefSeq and is a predicted model, not a curated record. The transcript has 10 exons. Bases 569 to 7648 code for a protein of 2359 amino acids.